UGUGACAUUCAUGUGUGUUUGAUUUUAUAAUUGUGUGCUGGUUAUGUUUAGUUUUUUCUCCAUUUUAAUCAUGUCACUCGCAAAAGAAGUAUCGGUGUUACAGUUAGUUUCAGACGUGUUAAGUAUAAUAACAAUCUCAACAUGUUUUAUUUUAAAAAUACCACAAAUCUUGAACAUUUUGAAGGUUAAGAAUGCAAAUGGCAUUAAUCUUCUAGGAUUAUUAAUGGAAUUAUCAAGUUAUACUAUAAUGUUUUCCUACAACUUUCGAAAUGGGUAUGCACUUCUCUCAUAUAUGGAGUACCCUAUUAUUCUUAUACAGGAAAUAGUCCUAAUUUAUUGUGUGAUGUAUUAUAAAAAUUGUCUAAAUAUAUCUGGCUUGGUAGGAAGUGUUAUUUACACUUUAUUUGCGGCGGGGCUGCUUUUAGGCACUGUACCUGUAGGGAUAAUAGCUUUCCUGGUGCCGCUAUGUACUCCAAUAGGUGCUUCCUCAAAAGUAGUACAAUUAAUGGAAAUUUUGAGAUCAAAAAAUUCUGAGUCUGUUAGUGUUUUGACUUGGUUUAUUUCAGCAUUCACAAAUUUUACACGCGUUUUCACUAUUUCCAUGGACUCAGCAGAUUUAUCUCUUCUCUUAAAUUUCACCGUCAAUGUUGUUUUAAGUUCAUCUGUUAUGGUAGCGGCUUACGUUUACAAACAUCCUAAAAAAGACUAAGGUUGUUAGUAAAAUUAUAUUUCUAUUAUGUUCGGUAAGAUUUUGCAUAUAAAACUGGUAAAACUUAUAAAUAUGAAUGAAAUGCCAUCAUAGAACAACGGAUUUUACAGCAGACUUGUAAUGUGAUAGUGCACCAGUUUCACAAUUGGAGUGUCAAUAAUUUCGUUUUAGUUUUAGCUCAUUGAGUGUCAUUUUUUUUAAUUUCAUCGUUUUAAAGGGUUGUCGAUAUUGUGACACGAUUUUAGUGUAAACAUUGUGAUAGCAAUUCUUUCAGUAUUUAAAAAACCACCACUUGUUGUAUUUUAAUUCACGUAUAAAAUGAUUGUAUAUAAAAUUUAACUGGUUGCUUAAUUUUGUUACUACGAUCGAUUUGUUUUAUCUUUCUCGGAAUUAAAAUGUGGCGUUGGUGGGUUUUUAUUUCUGAAAGAGUUUUUAAAGGUAUAUCAAAAAAGAUAAAUAACGGGUGUUCAAAAAAUGUCAUGUUUGAAGUUGAUUGUGUAUCCUUGAACCCAUACUGUGUUGCAUUCUAUGUGACAAACUAUACUACAUAAUUAAUUAUUUUUUUAACUUUUACUUGUAAAAAUUAAUUUACAACCUACUUCAUAUAUUUCUAUGUAAGAGAAGUUGUAAAGUAAAUCCUAUACUCCGUAUUUGAUAGUCCGUAGUAAAAAACGUAAGUUGUCUUUUCUGUGAGACGAACAUAUAUAGAGAAAAUUCAGUACGAAAUUUCAAAAAAAACGUGGGUGUAUAAAAGUGAAUACAAAAAUAAUUGUAGUUUUAUAUUAUAUUUAUUCUUUUUUAAUCUUCCACUAAAAAUGAUUUUUGGGUACUUUUAUAAUGUUUGGGAUUUCGUUUUAAAUUUUCUUUGCUACACUCCAUGAGUCCAUGGGAGUUGUUUGAAUAUCAUUUAAUGUAAGCGAUUUGUAUAUUAUUGCCACUUUUUUCUUUUAAGACAUUUACAAGGAACUGUUUUAUGUAACCAAAUUAGAUUUGCUCAAUUCCAUAAUAAGUAAUAAUAAAUAAUCAAAGGAUAUUUUUGUUGUAUAUGUACAAGAUCUCCUAUCGAUUCGGUAGUGGAAGAAACACUCUUUUUUUAUUCAUUUACAUUUCACGGAAUAUUGCACACCGUAGUUUACAUUUAAAUUUUAAGACAUUAGAAAAACGAAUGGUAAUCUUACAGCAAACUUUUUGAUUUUGUUGCAAAAAACCUGAUUAUACAUUUUAAUGACUCUAAGAUUGGCACCACAAAGUUUAAGAGUUUCUGGCGCGCAUUGUAAAUUUGAAGUUUAAAAAUGGAAACAAAACUUUCAAUGAAACAAUCAACUACAAUAAUUUAAUGUUGAUGUAUAAACUUCCACUAUCGAAUCGUUGUGACGGGCUAUUAUUGCACUUCAUACAAAUAUUUCUAGUUCAUGUAGGUGAGUAUACAGACUGCUAUUUAUUAUAUUACGUAAAAAGACAUUUACUUGCAUUAAAGUAAUUUUUGUGUUAUGUUAGGAUUGUUAUAAAUUCUGUUGUUGAAUAAAUCUUUGGAAAGUUGAA
Messenger RNA from Zophobas morio, 2251 nucleotides. Its product is annotated as mannose-P-dolichol utilization defect 1 protein homolog. NCBI's taxonomy places the organism in Eukaryota, Metazoa, Arthropoda, Insecta, Coleoptera, Tenebrionidae. The transcript has 4 exons. The record is from RefSeq and is a predicted model, not a curated record. Bases 44 to 709 code for a protein of 221 amino acids.